AAACACACACACACACACACUUCUCUCUCUGUGUCUUGUACUGCAAAUUUCUUUCUUGUCCGAUAACACCUUUGUUCGAAAAGAAAAUGGAGAAGCUGAACUCGAAGCUGUAUCUGGAGAACUGCUACAUCAUGCAGGAGAACGAGAGGCUGAGGAAGAAGGCGGAGCUUUUGAACCAGGAGAAUCAGGCCCUUCUCAACGAGCUCAAGCAGCGGCUCGCCGCCGCCGCCGCCGCCGCCGGAACUACCAUCCCUGAUCUCAACCUGUCGGGAUCCACCUCCGCCGCUGCCACCAAGAAAGCCAAGAAGUGAAUUAAGGAAAAAAAAAAUAGCUAGCUAGUACUAGGAUUGCCAGUUUUUACAUAGAAAUAUUUAAUUUGCUAGUUUUUCCGUCAAUUUCAGUUUGUUUUUGUUCCUAUAUAUUAUAAUUAUUAUAUGAUGCUGUUAUCAGUA
Erythranthe guttata (spotted monkey flower) is the source of this 452-nucleotide messenger RNA. RefSeq names its product protein LITTLE ZIPPER 3. Lineage: Eukaryota; Viridiplantae; Streptophyta; Magnoliopsida; Lamiales; Phrymaceae. The record is from RefSeq and is a predicted model, not a curated record.